Molecule: messenger RNA, 1385 nt
Organism: Sphaerulina musiva SO2202
Lineage: Eukaryota; Fungi; Ascomycota; Dothideomycetes; Mycosphaerellales; Mycosphaerellaceae
Exons: 1
Coding region: 1-786 (261 amino acids)
Molecular function (GO): protein binding
Source: RefSeq, a predicted model, not a curated record
AUGACUGAACAUCCAAGUACGGCUGAGGACAAUCAUCUAACAGUCACAGCUCAGACACCCGAUGACAACCAUCUCAUCCCUGCUGAACACGCCGUCUUCAACACCACCGAACUGUGCGAACGAAUCCUCACGCACCUACCAGUUAGAGCGAUUAUCGGAGCACUCCGAGUCUGCAAGCAAUGGAAGGAAUGCGUUGAGAAUUCUCCCGGCAUCAAACAGAAGCUUUUCAUCAACAGCCAGCUUCCUGCCCACAGCUGGGACACCUACGGUCAUGGGAAACACCAAGUCGGGCAGCGAAUUGAAGAUGCACCAGAUACAAGUGGCAGCGUGGCAAAAUUGAAUGGGCUCUUGAUGAGCAGCAGCCAGAAUCGCAACGAUAGCGGCGAUGUACUUGUUCGCCCUGUACGGGUAUCACCGCUGUUGCGCACCCGCGAGCCCUUUCCUCAUAUGGAGAAAGUUUACAGUUUCGAUUGGACCGUAUUCAGCACGAUCGAGGGUUUCAGUACCAGUGCAUCGGGUUUCGCUGCUUUGUCGUUCCUGACGGAUCCACCUUGCCGUGAACUGAGUGUCGGUUUUACAUGGUAUUCCUUGUGCCCAGAUACGCAGCUUGAUGGUGGAUUCGCAAAAGAAUAUCUAUUGAGUUCGCAGGACGGAUUGACUAUUGCUCACAUCAUGCGUAGUGUGUUGUGUGACGAGAAAUUUGCCCGCGACAUGCGGCUUGUCAAGAGCUACGGGCAUGAAAAAUUCAAGAUACAGGGGGUUGUCUAUUUCCAUCAUCCAUCGUAAAUCUUGUGAAGGAACAGCAGUGGCGGCUUGCAUUGGGGAUCCAGCGGUCCUAGGAUAAUGAGACCUGCAAGAAGGGUUCUCGAGCCAGGAUGCUGUAAGGCGUCGCAGGCUUUCCCACUGUCCGCAGUUAUUGCCUAAGCCGCUAAACUGCAGGUCACCAGAAUGCCACAUUUGCAAUCGAUGGCGUCUCUGUUCGUAGUAGAGGCACGGCGUUCAGCUAUAGUCGUAGCGUCUCUUAAUCGAAAGUGUCCAUGCAUUCCGUUCCAAGCGCCGCACUCAACGUCAAUCCAUGUUCAACUGAAUCCGCGACUGCUCACCAGAACUGGCAAGUCGUGAAGGCGUUCUUGUGACGGUAAGGAGUCACGACGCUGGCGGUGCCCUUGUGUCGCAUGGCUAUAGGGCCUGGCUGCUUCGCGUGGGCCUGGAUCACCCAAAUGCCAAAUGCGGACCACUUGCUGAGGAGUUUCGCCUCGAUGGCGGUCCUCGAGCAGCCCCUCUUCCUCUCGUACAGACUGACACGCUCUUGCGUAUAGAAGCAGUAAUAAUGGAUCAGGCGGGUGGUUCUGAACGACGAAAAGAGAGGUCGAAGUGAUGGAGAA